GUCAUUACUGCAGCCCGGCGGGGUUACCUCCAGAUCAGCAUGAGGGAGUGCCUUUCCAUCCACAUUGGCCAAGCUGGUAUCCAGAUUGGGGAUGCUUGCUGGGAACUCUAUUGCCUGGAACAUGGAAUCCAGCCAGAUGGCGUUGUUCUCAACAGUAGAAAGGAUCAACUGGAAAGUGAGAACAUGGAGCAUAUGGAUGCAUCUUUCAAUACCUUCUUUUGUGAGACGAGAGCUGGGAAGCACGUGCCCAGAGCCCUCUUCAUGGAUCUGGAUCCUGCUGUUAUAGAUGGGAUUCGAGCUGGCCAGCACCGCUCUCUCUUCCACCCAGAGCAGCUUGUCAGCGGGAAGGAAGACGCCGCGAACAACUACGCCCGCGGUCGCUACUCUGUGGGGUCCGAGAUCAUCGACCUUGUGCUAGAGAGGAUCCGAAAGCUGGCAGAGCAGUGCAGUGGACUUCAGGGAUUUUUGAUUUUCCGAAGCUUUGGAGGAGGCACCGGAUCAGGAUUUACAUCUCUCUUAAUGGAGCGGCUCUCGAUAGACUAUAGCAGGAAGACGAAAUUGGAGUUCUCUGUCUAUCCAGCCCCCGGGAUCUCCACUGCUGUGGUGGAGCCUUACAACUCCAUCCUUACCACGCACUCCACCCUGGAGCACUCGGACUGCACCUUCAUGGUGGACAACGAGGCCAUUUAUGACAUCUGCCACCAUAAACUCGGUGUCGAGCGCCCCUCUUACGCCAGCAUUAAUAGGCUGAUAGGUCAGGCGGUAUCUUGCAUUACUGCUUCCCUCCGGUUUGAAGGGCCCUUGAAUGUGGACCUCAUUGAAUUCCAGACCAACCUAGUACCUUACCCAAGAAUACAUUUCCCCAUGACAACAUUUGCCCCCAUCAUCUCUGCUGACCACGCCUACCGUGAGGAGCCCUCUGUGUCCGACAUCACUGCCGCCUGCUUUGACUUCUCCAAUCAGCUGGUCAAGUGCGACCCUCGGCUGGGGAAGUACAUGGCCUGCUGCCUACUCUACAGAGGGGACGUGGUCCCCAAAGAUGUGAAUGCAGCCAUCGCAGCCAUGAAGUCAAGGAACUCUGUGCAGUUUGUGGAUUGGUGUCCGACGGGUUUCAAGGUGGGCAUCAACAACCAGCCACCCACAGUGAUGCCAGGAGGGGACCUGGCCAAGGUCCAGCGGGCCGUGUGCAUGCUGAGCAACACCACGGCCGUCGUGGAGGCGUGGGCCCGCCUGGACCACAAGUUCGACCUCAUGUACGCCAAGAGGGCGUUUCUGCACUGGUACCUCAGGGAAGGCAUGGAGGAAGGCGAGUUCUCAGAGGCCAGGGAAGACUUGGCCGCUCUGGAGAAGGAUUAUGAAGAAAUGGGGCAAAGUUUCUGAUGGAAACGUGGCUGGGGAGAAUGAGUGUUGAGUCGAAGUGUCAUGCUUUCUUUUCAAGACUUAUGUACUCUUGAUGGGUAGAGUUCCCUUGACUGGAAGAAACUGGAAACCAAAUCAAGCAAGACCCUAAGCUCUGCACUAAAUCGAAUGGGUCAAUACCAACAAUGAACUCACAGGUCUUCGGUGGUUCAGCACGGCUACCUGUGAACCCCCCCCCGGUUUGGGAUCCUUUGAGCGUCUGGAUCACGUCCGUGUUUCUUUUCUUUUGUUUUCUUUUUUUUUUCUUAGAAUGGAAACCUAGCUUUAUUCUUUGCUUCUUCAACAAAAGAUGAUGAAACCCUAAAGUCAGUGCUUUUUGCUUUCCCUUUCCUGAAGUGUAAAACAGCACAUGUUAAUUAUUAAUGUUAUUUCCCCCAUGUCUGUAUUUUGUACAUUGACUAA
Messenger RNA from Callorhinus ursinus (northern fur seal), 1821 nucleotides. Lineage: Eukaryota; Metazoa; Chordata; Mammalia; Carnivora; Otariidae. The record is from RefSeq and is a predicted model, not a curated record.